Messenger RNA from Solea solea (common sole), 3054 nucleotides. Its product is annotated as cerebellar degeneration-related protein 2-like. The record is from RefSeq and is a predicted model, not a curated record. NCBI's taxonomy places the organism in Eukaryota, Metazoa, Chordata, Actinopteri, Pleuronectiformes, Soleidae. Bases 104 to 1789 code for a protein of 561 amino acids. The transcript is spliced from 6 exons.
CCUGCGUUGCAACAUCACUGCCACGUCCGAAGGAGCCCGAAGAAGCAGCAGCAGUGACGGCUCUGAGCUGUGGGAUGGACCGGUGCCUGGCGGUGGUGGGGGGAUGAGAGCUGGGAGUGACCGAGGAGGAGAAACAGAGGAGAGGGAGGAAAGGAAGGAGGAAACACGUAGAGCCACAACACGAGAGCACAGCAGCGGCGCAAACAGCCUGUGCGCAUCUCCAGCCUCUCAGCCUCCCGGAGGAAACGUCCCGUCUUCGGCUCCAUUGUUCCCACACGGAGGCUUGUUCGGGAGCAUUGGGUCACCCAUGCUGAGCGCGGGGGGAAUGGAGGAAUUUGUGACCGAAGAGGAAGAGCCGUGGUACGACCAGCAGGACCUGGAGCAGGACCUCCACUUGGCGGCAGAGCUGGGGAAAACUCUGCUGGAGAGGAACAAGGAGCUGGAGGACUCGCUGCAGCAGAUGUACAUCACUAAUGAAGAGCAAGUGCAUGAGAUUGAGUACCUGUCCAAGCAGCUGGAGGUUCUGCGGGACAUGAACGAGCAGCACGCCAAGGUGUACGAGCAGCUGGACGGGACGGCCAGAGAAUUGGAAAACACCAACCACACUCUGGUGAUGGACAGCAAGGCCUCCCAACAGAAGAUAGAGAGAUUAACAGGGACCAUUGAGACUUUGCAGAACCAGGUGGAGUCUCUUUCAGGGCGGGUGGAGCAGCUUCGCUCCUUGGAGCAGCUCCGAGUCAAGAGGGAGAAGCGGGAACGACGCAAGACGAUCCACUCAUUCCCUUGCCUGAGGGAGCUUUGUACAGCACCAAGGUACGAGGAUGAGUUCGUAGUGGGCAGGGCUGAGAGCUUUACUGUGGAGGCAAAGCGUCAGCCAUUUGAAGAAGAGAACCAGCACCUGCGGGACGCGGUGUCGGCCCUGAGAGCUGCUGUCCGGACAGAGAGGGGGCGUAGAGAGGGCGUGGAGAGGGAGUGCAACCUCCUACUCGGCGAGUAUUCCCGGCUGCAGACACGAGUGCAGGAUGCUGAGGGACACCAGGAAAGGGUGCGUGAGUUGGAGGUGGAGCUGCAGGAGCUGCAGCAGCUACGUCGUGCUCGGACAUUCCUGCUAAGCAGCGAGGAUGACGGCGUGACUCUCACCCAGACUGUCCUCAACAGCACCCCGGAGACUGACACCUUUCUGGAAGUGGAGGUCUUGGAGACGGGAGGAGGGGUGAGGGAGGAAAGUGAAGGCGGAGGGGGUGUCAGAGGUGAGGCCUUACCUGAGUCCAGCCCCGUGAGGAAAAGCUGCAGCGACACGGCACUCAACGCCAUCGUGGCCCGGGACGCGUCUGGCCGGCGGAGAGGCAGCUAUGCUCUCCACGCCAACAGUGUGAGAAAAAGGGGGAUGUCCAUCCUCAGGGAAGUGGACGAGCAGUACCACGCCUUACUUGAGAAAUACGAGGAGCUGCUCGGGAAGUGUAGGCGCCAGGAGGAGAGCCUGUGUCACGCCGAGGUUCAGACUUCCCGACCAGUCUCCCGGGACCCAUCCAUGAAAGACUGUGCCAUGGGCCCCAUCCCAGUGCCGCCCCCUAGCCCGGCGCAGUCGCCCUCCACCCCUGAAGCGAUUGAGAGCAUCAGCAAGCAGGUGGAGGCAGUGGAUAAACGGCUGAGCCAGAACACGCCAGAAUACAAGGCCCUUUUUAAGGAGAUCUUCUCCCGUAUCCAGAAGACCAAGAUGGACAUCAAAGCUACCAAAGCUGCUAAGGCUAGCAAGUCUGGCAAAUCUGGCAAAUCUAGCAAACACUAAUGAUACAGUGCCAGGCUAUAAAGAGGCUGCAGUUAGUGCUGGUGCCAGGGCUAAACGAGGGUUUACUAUUAAGGCUAGUUCACAGGUUCUGUGUCCACAAGUCUGCUGAGGUCAGCUAUAGUCCACGUUGAGUACAUGUUGUAAUCCACUAAUGUCGGCCCCCUAUGCUGAUGUCUGCGUGCUGCCUAAAUGUUUAUGACUGCAAGGAUCACAUGGGUCUACCGUGCAUGUCCCAGGUAGUACAAUAUAUUGGAAUGGAAUAUGGGAUCAGGAACGCGUCUUAUUCCUCGCAUUCUUAGUUAAUCUUAUUUUAGUAUGAGUGUAACAUGCAACAUGUGCUUGAUCUGAAUGAGUAUGCAACUUGUUGCGGACAUGAAAAGUAUGGAGAGACGUUAAAGCCUCUUAUUAAAGGGGGGGAUUCUGAAGAAUAUGUUAAAUCAAAGUACAGUUCAGUUUAUUUGAAGUCAAAUUUAACUGCACGGCUGGGAUACAGAAUUAAAGCCUGAUGUGGAUGUGGAUGUGAGACAUUUUAAACCGCAGAUUCCAGUCAUAUACAGUAUAUAAAACAUGGCUACAGUAUACUUCCUUCAUAUUCUUUCAAUAAUCUAUACUAUCUGGCUUCACUAUAGGCACAGUCUUUUGCCAUAGAGCCUCAUAAGAGCACUAAACAUUGAAGCUUAACUAAAAAAUUGCAUCAGGAACAUGAGUGGAAAUUUAAAAUGAAUGUGAACUGGUAUCUGGUGUGUUUAUUUUAAGGUACAACAGAAUUAGUAAAAACAAUAAAGAGUGGUGCUCUCCAGCUACGGUGCUGUCUGUCUCAAGAAUGAACUUGGACGUGCUAAUAAUUAUCUGACAACUUAUGGCGUCUUUUUCCAUGAUACAGUUCCUGCACUACUCGGCUCGACUCUACUCAGUUUGUUAUCACGCAUAUACUGUAGUACCUCCUCACCAUGGGCGGGGUCAUUAAAAAUAAUUGUUCAGUACUUCCUGCAUGACCGGAGACAGUCACUGAACUGAAAUGCGGCUGAACGGGUUGUGAUUCAGCUCGCGAUCGCCUGCUUUUUUCAGUGCUGUCGCUAAAUACACCAGACUCUGUAUUAAAUAUUGAGAUUUUAGAAAUGUCCCUGUUAAAUGUUGUAGAUUAACGCAUGUUUCCAGGACUUGUAAGUCGUUUUAACUGAGCCACAUUUCGGCGUUGUUCGGUUGUUGACUUCACAUUAAAGUAUCAGAUCAGCUCGCUUGCAACCUCAUCAGAUCAGGUACUA